GAUCGGAGUUAGACUUGACACGGACGGCUCAGACACAGGCUACUACUACUACUACUACUACUACUACUACUACUACUACUUAUGCUCGCUGAGACGUCGUUUCACACACUGUCGGGACGAAUGAAGACUGAAGGAUAUAUACGGAUUUCGGCGCAUAAUGUUGGGAUGGAGUUUCGCGACUUGUUUGGCUCCAGGGAAGACUAGAAGCAGUUCUCCCGACUUGUCGCCGGCGCUGCUGGAUGCGCUCCUCUUCUAUGUUGGAUUACCGUCGCCUUUGCUGAACUCGCACCGACUCUCCGCCGCUUCGCUCCGCACCCCGCUCGCCCUCAGACUCGGACCAUGGCCUCGGAUCACGGGGUCCCGGGGGCCGGCGUCUUUGGAGAUUUACCCCCGAGUUAUGCGCGCUCUCAGCCACCCGCGAACCCAGACCUUCUCCGGAGACCCAGCUACUGCCACGCUGCUUUCGCACUUAAACAGAUCUCUAAGGGUAAGGCGGUAGGUCAGAAAGCUCCUCUGUGGAUCCGGGCGAGGUUCCAGGCCCUCCUGUUCUCUCUGGGCUGCCACAUCCAGAGGCACUGUGGGAAGGUCCUCUUUAUUGGACUCUUAGUAUUUGGGGCACUGUCUGUGGGGCUCCGAGUUGCAGCCAUCGAGACGGACAUCGAGCAGCUAUGGGUGGAAGCUGGCAGUCGGGUGAGUACAGAGCUUCGCUACACUAAGGAGAAGCAGGGAGAGGAGUCAGUGUUUACCUCACAGAUGCUCAUCCAGACCCCCAAAGAAGAGGGCACCAGUAUUCUUACCCAGGAGGCCUUGCUGGUCCACAUGGAGGCUGCUCUGUCUGCUAGCAAGGUCCAGGUGUCACUGUUUGGAAAAUCAUGGGAUCUUAACAAAAUAUGCUAUAAAUCAGGAGUUCCUAUUAUUGAAAAUGUCAUGAUUGAAAGGAUGAUUGACAAGCUAUUUCCCUGUAUGAUAAUCACCCCAUUGGACUGUUUUUGGGAAGGGGCCAAACUACAGGGAGGCUCCGCCUAUUUACCGGGUAUGCCGGACAUCCAGUGGAUGAAUCUUGAUCCAGUCAAGCUGAUGGAGGAGCUGAGUCAAUUCACUUCACUGGAAGGAUUUAAGGAGAUGUUGGACAAAGCCCAGGUGGGCCAUGCCUACAUGAACAGGUCUUGUCUGGACCCCUCAGACCCCGACUGCCCUCUUAGUGCCCCCAACAAAGACAAAGGAGAGAGUCCUGACAUUGCCAGGCGUCUCCAGGGUGGUUGCCACGGUUUCAGCCGGAAGUUCAUGCACUGGCAGGAGGAGCUGAUCCUCGGAGGGCUGGUCAAAAGCAGCCAGGACACUUUGCUGAGUGCGGAGGCCCUCCAGACCAUGUUCCUGUUGAUGAGUCCGAAGCAGCUGUACGAGCACUUUAAAGAUGAUUACGAGAUCCACGACAUCAACUGGAACGAAGAGAAGGCCACCGCCAUCCUCGAGUCCUGGCAGAGGAAGUUUGUGGAGGUCGUCCAUCAGAGCAUCCCACCUAACUCCAGCCAGUCCAUCCACGCUUUCUCCACCACCACCCUCAACGACAUCAUGAAAUCCUUCUCUGAUGUCAGCGUCAUCAGGGUGGCUGGAGGAUACCUGCUCAUGCUUGCCUACGCCUGCGUGACCAUGCUAAGGUGGGACUGUGCUAAGUCCCAGGGGGCCGUGGGGCUGGCCGGGGUACUGCUGGUGGCCCUGUCAGUGGCCGCGGGGCUGGGUCUCUGCUCUCUGCUUGGCCUUUCCUUCAAUGCAGCCACCACACAGGUGCUUCCCUUCCUGGCACUAGGCAUCGGUGUAGAUGACAUGUUUCUGUUGGCUCACUCCUUUACAGAAAGUGGAACUAACAUCCCAUUCAAGGAGCGGACAGGCGACUGUUUACGUCGCACCGGCACCAGCGUGGCUCUGACUUCCAUCAACAACAUGAUUGCGUUCUUCAUGGCUGCCCUUGUACCCAUCCCUGCUUUGCGAGCUUUCUCCUUGCAGAGCAAAAAGAGUGAUGAAGAGACAGAGGCAGAACAAGAGUGA
Paralichthys olivaceus (Japanese flounder) is the source of this 2046-nucleotide messenger RNA. The record is from RefSeq and is a predicted model, not a curated record. Lineage: Eukaryota; Metazoa; Chordata; Actinopteri; Pleuronectiformes; Paralichthyidae.